AUGGAUAAUCGUACAGCGUUAUUAAAAAUAUUCAGCACAUUGAAAGCACUGGCUAUACAAGGUUUGCCUAUAAGAGGAGACAACAAUGAUGAAAGAUCGAACUUCAUGACGUUCCUACAGGCCCGUGCAGAAGAUGUCGUGGAACUGAAAGCUUGGCUCCAAAGAGAUGGUCAUAAAUGGCUACACCAGAGAAGUCAAAAUGAAAUCCUCGAACUAAUGGCCACCACAGUUUCAAUGGAAAUUAUAGAAGACAUAAGAAACGCCGAAUACUGCUCCAUUUUAUUGGAUGAAACCUCGGAUGUAUCCCGAAUCGAGCAAGUAUCUGUUUGUCUGAGAAUUGUUUCCGAAGAUUUUACAGCAAAAGAACACUUUAUUUCAUUUUUUUCGACUUCGGACACAAAGGCCAAAACAUUGUUCGAUCUUGUCGAAGAAAUCUUCCAAAAAUACAACUUGCCAUUGUCAAAAGUCAGGGGUCAGUGUUACGAUGGAGCUUCCAAUGUUUCUGGCAAUAUUUCGGGAUUGCAGACGCGAAUUCUUGAAAAAGAGUCUCGAGCAUUAUGGGUUGUACGAAUAAAAUCUUUAAAAACUGUGACGGACAAUUAUGCUCAACUGAUGCAAUUUUUCCAUGAUCGCAGUGUCGACAAGGAAAUUAACAGUGCAAUGUCAGCCAAGGCAUCAGGAUUCUACGAUUACAUGGAGUCUUUUGAUUGUACGUUUUAUUUGAACAUGUUAAUAGAAAUGUUUGAUCGCAUCGAAAUAUUGAACAAAGACCUGCAAAAGAUGAAUCUUUCCGUCAUCGAAUCAUACGAAAAAGUCGGAGCAGUGACUGACGUUUUAAACGCUUCUCGUGACUCCAAAUUUGAAGAAAUUUGGCAAAAAAGCGUCCAAGCAGCUGAGGAUCUCGAAAUUGACGAACCACGAAUUCCGCGUCAACGAAAAAUUCCGAAACGCCUCGAUACAGAAAAUCCUUCACCUGACCAAGACGACCAAGACUACCAAACAGAAGCCGAAUUGGAAGUGGACGACAUAGAUGACGAAUUAGCAAGCUUCGACCAAGCUAAUUUUUUAGACACAACUCCCUGA
Molecule: messenger RNA, 1083 nt
Organism: Anastrepha obliqua
Lineage: Eukaryota; Metazoa; Arthropoda; Insecta; Diptera; Tephritidae
Exons: 3
Coding region: 1-1083 (360 amino acids)
Source: RefSeq, a predicted model, not a curated record